AUGCCACGAGGCAAGCGAGGCGGCGGCAGGUUCAACAGAGGAGGCAAAGGUGGAAGAGGUCGUAGUGGUGGUGGAGGAGGCGGUGGAGGCCACAGACAAUAUCAGGAGCGACUCUCCUUCGAUCAAGUACCCAAGAACAACGAGAAGCUCGAGCGAUUCUACAACACCCUCGGCAUAAUCCCCGAUGGCGACGAGAGAGCCGCUUUCUGGGCGACUCUGCGUAGAGAAUUGCCCAACUCAUUCCGCUUUACCGGAUCAAAGGGUCAUGCUCUGGCCGUGCGCGAGAACCUCGUCCAGCGAUAUUUCCCAUUGAUCAAAGAGAUUACGCACGAUGGCCGACCUGUCAAGCUUCCGACAGAGAUGCCGUGGUACCCGAACGGGCUUGCAUAUCGCAUGGACACUCCAAAGAACGUCGUGAGGAAGUACGAGCAUUUCAAGGAAUUUCAAAAGUUCUUGGUCAGUGAGACUGGUGUGGGCAAUAUUAGCAGGCAAGAGGAGGUCAGCAUGAUACCACCGUUCCUGCUGGACGUACAGCCUCAGCAUACAGUGUUGGAUCUCUGUGCUGCGCCUGGCAGCAAGAGUGCGCAGCUCAUUGAGAUGAUCCACGCUGGCGAGGAAGACCGCGUGGCGCAAGCCAUUGCACGUGCGAAUAAUGGGGAGCCCACUGCCGAAGACGAUGGCCGUGCUACUGGCAUGCUGAUCGCAAACGACAUGAACUACAAGCGGGCUCAGAUGCUGGUCCAUCAGGUCAAGCGCCUCAACUCGCCCAAUUUGGUGGUCACUUGUCACGAUGCGACCAUGUUCCCUUCUAUCAAGCUUCUAUCCGAAGAGAAGCAAACGAAAGGAAAGUACUUGAAGUUCGAUCGCAUCCUGGCUGAUGUACCGUGCAGCGGCGACGGCACCUGCAGAAAGAACCCGAGUAUCUGGAAGGAGUGGACCCCACAGAACGGGCUUGGUCUGUACCAGACGCAGGUCAGGAUCCUGACCAGGGCGCUUCAGAUGCUGAAGGUAGGUGGUCGCGUGGUGUACAGCACUUGCAGCAUGAACCCUGUGGAGGAUGAAGCUGUGAUUGCUUCAGCGAUCGAGCGAUGCGGCGGCGUUGAUAAGGUCAAGCUUGUCGAUUGCUCGGAUAUGCUGCCAGGACUUGUGCGAAGCCCAGGUCUCACGGACUGGAAAGUCAUGGCUCGAGGGGGUGAGAUCUACGAGUCUUGGGCGGAGGCGAGACAGUUCGAGGAGGCCAAGGAGGGCAGCAGAAUUGUGCCAGGAAUGUUCCCGCCCGAGCCAGAGGAGAGGAUUCCGCUCGAGCGAUGUUGGCGUGUCUAUCCACACCAGCAAGAUACUGGCGGGUUCUUCAUUGUCGCCCUGGAGAAGCAGAGCGAGAUCAAGGCUAAGCCUGAGAACGAGAGCAAGAGUGUGAACAAGAACUGGCAAUUUGUGCCACCCGUUGCAGCUCCCAUUCAAGCCGAGAAGGCUCCUGAUGGAGAGGCCGUGCCCUCGUCUACUGAUUUCGACAAGACUCUGGAGGAAAUUGCAACAGGUAAUACCGACAAGGCUACCGUCGUUCCCGAUGCGCCGUCCGGAAACACCACUGCGGCACAGCGUCAGAAUACCCUUGACGACGGCGUGGCUGCAGCAGGCACUAAGAGAGCUGCUCCCGAAGACCAGAGUGCUCCUUCGUCCGCGAAGAAGGCCAAAGUCAGUGAAGAAGGCGUUGCUAUUUCUGUGGACGUCAAGGACGCGGUGUCGGAGGCUCCGUUUGAAAAGACCAUUCCUCACCAGGCAAUGCAGCCACUUGCGAGGCGGAAGGAUGAUCCGACGGAAGAGUCGUUCAAAUACCUCACAGCCGAACAUCCGGAACUGCUCUCCAUCUACAAAUUCUACGAGCUGCAUCCCUCCUUCCCGCGCGACCGAUUUCUGGUCCGCAACCCGGCAGGCGAUCCCGUGAAGGGCAUCUACUAUACUUCGCAGCUAGUCAAGGAAAUCCUGAGGCAGAACGAGAAGAGUGGCAUGAAGUUUGUACAUGCGGGCGUCAAGAUGUUCAUGAAACAGGACGCGCAAGGCCAGAACAUCUGCGCUUGGCGUAUUCAAACGGAGGGUCUCCCGAUCAUUGAAGGAUGGGUUGGAGAGGGUAGGGUGGUCCGCCUGCGGCAGAAGAAGACGUUACGAAAGCUGCUCGUGGAGAUGUUCCCAAGGAUACUCACUGAGAAGCAUGAAGACGGUAGCGAGAGCGGCGGCUGGAAAGAUUUGGGUGAGAUCGGAGAGCAGGUGAAAGGCAUGGGGAUGGGGUGCUGCGUGAUGCGCGUGCAGCCUGCGCCUGAGCUGGGGGAUGAGGGAUUCUCGGAGCCUCUCACGUUGCCACUCUGGCGCAGCAUGCACAGCGUCAAUCUCAUGCUGCCGAAGGAAGACCGGAAAGCCAUGCUUUUGCGGAUUUUCAACGAGGACAUUGAACUCAUCAAUCACGCGGACAACAAGAAGGCCGGCGCUCACCAAGACCAGAAUGGCAGUACGAAGGGCAGCAUUCCCGCAGAGGACGUUGCUCGUGAGGUGGAAGAGAAGAACAUGAGGGACGGUGAUGAGGACGAUGCGGGAGGGGUAGCACCCAACGGCGCGAUCGAUCCAGUCUCGGGGCUGCCCGUGUCUGGCGAAGGCGGCGUGGCCUUGGAGCAAAAAGCGAUGCAUGCGGAAGAUGAAGUAGAGGCGAAGCGGCUAGAAGUCUUGGAAGAUGAAGAGCGCAAGGUUGCGGAAGCGAUGCCUGAGCGCGAGGGCGAAGGGGACGAUUACAAUGCGACGGUAUGA
Molecule: messenger RNA, 2796 nt
Organism: Lecanosticta acicola
Lineage: Eukaryota; Fungi; Ascomycota; Dothideomycetes; Mycosphaerellales; Mycosphaerellaceae
Source: the annotation of a GenBank genome assembly